CACGUUUGUAACCAUAGCAACUGUGUUCUCCAAGAUGGAGGCCAGGCCAUCCAUGCUCACCGUUGUGAAAAAUGGAUUGGCUUCUACAAACAGGACCACAUACUUGCACCGAUUAUUGUACAUCGGUGAUCACAAGCUGGGUCGCAGUGGGGUGGAGGUCCACAUGCGGAACUUGGUGAACGCGCAGGCCGAGAGCGCUCGCGAGGAAGCCCUCACCGGGUUCCUGUUGGCGUACCAAAACUAUUUCAUCCACCUGGUGGAGGGAUCGGAAAGCACGCUCACGAGGCACCUCGACGCCGUGGUCAACUCCGACCCCGAAGACGGCUCUCAGAUCGGGCGGGUGAAGAUCCUGCUUGAAAUCGCCCACAUCUUCAAGCGAUGCAUGCCGUCGUGGAGCUCGCGCUCGGCGGUGCCGCCGACGCUCGCCUCGCAGGUGAAGCAGGACGCGGCGGCGGCGGAGAUGGCGCGCCACGUGGACGCCGUGCUCAGCAAGACGCUGCGCCUCAUGGACGCCGUCAAGAAGCUGCCGCCCGGCGCGCCGCUCAACCAGCAGACCGCGCUGCAGCUGCCGGAGCCCGAGCUGCUGGACGCGCUGCUGGCGACGCCCCUCCUCCCGGACGCCCGCGACGUCCUGGAGGAGCAGCGGCUGCCGCCCAGGAUGGCGCUGUACGACGACGUGGUGUGGCCGAUGCAGUCCGACUUCGUGCCGUACAACACGCUGGAGGAGGCCAUCGAGGUCGUGCUGCACGACACCAAGCCGCAGGACGCGCCGCAGCAUCAGGAGGAGGACGAGGAGGGGGCCAGCUUGAAGACCGCCGAUGAGGCUGGCGCACCUGGGAUGACGUUCUCCACGUGAACGUCGACGAAUCGAUCGCGGUCCGCGCGGCUCUGCUCGUGGAAGAUGCCCAGCGCGUGCAGCAGCUCGUGGAUGGCCCUGCCCUCCUUGCC
Thrips palmi is the source of this 948-nucleotide messenger RNA. RefSeq lists its product as uncharacterized. NCBI's taxonomy places the organism in Eukaryota, Metazoa, Arthropoda, Insecta, Thysanoptera, Thripidae. The coding region runs from base 35 to 856 and encodes 273 amino acids. The record is from RefSeq and is a predicted model, not a curated record. The transcript is spliced from 6 exons.